AUGACUCUUCUUCGUUAUUAUAAACCUAUUAAUGCUAAUGUAAAUAAAAGUAAAAAUAAGGAUAAAUUGAAUGAAAAGGAUAAAUCUUUAUCUGAAAGUGAUGAAAGUAAUUUAUCUUUAUCAGAAACUUCUUUAUCAGAAAUUUCUACAGAAGAAAUAGAUGAAAUAGACGAAAAAAAUUCUCAAAGAAGUUCUAAAAAACGAAAAAUUUCAAAAUCUUGUAUAUCAAAAAGAAAAACAAAAGCGAAAAUUAAUAAAAAAGGAUUUCAAAAAAAAUGGCUUAAAGAAUUUUCAUGGUUAAGAUAUGAUUCUAAAGAAAAAAAAAUGCACUGUGAAUUAUGUAGAUUUCAUGGUAUUAAUAUUCCUUUCGCUAAAGAAGGUUCAAAAAAUGUUGGUAAAAAAUCAACAAUUCAAGAACAUAAUAAUAGUGGCGGUCAUAAAGAAGCAUUAAAAAAAGAAAGUAGUAGGCUUGCAAUGGUUAAAGCUACAUCAAAUGCUGUAAAUCAUGCAAAUAAACACGUAGAGAGUUUAAUGAAAAUAAUAUAUUCUAUGGCGCAAAAUAAUCUUCCACUUAACCAAUUUUCACAAUUAGUACAACUUGGACGUGCACUUGAAAGUCCUAAUUUAAUUUCUAACUCAAAUUCUAUAACAUACGAAAAUCCUACUUCUGCAAAAGAUUUAUUGCUAGCGAUAUCUUCAUCAAUUGAAGAGGAAUUAUGGAACGAACUUAAUGAAACUACAAGUUUUGGUAUUAUGGUGGAUGAAAGUACAGAUAUUAGCACAGAAUCACAUAUAAUUCUUUAUGUUAAAUAUUGUUUAAGAGGUUUUAUUAAAGUCAAAUACAUAAAACUAUUACAUUUGAAUGGUAAAGACGCCGAAACUAUUUUUUUGGCUAUAUUUUCUUUAUUUGAAUCUAAAGGUGAGAAUUAUUAUUAA
Molecule: messenger RNA, 936 nt
Organism: Rhizophagus irregularis DAOM 181602=DAOM 197198
Lineage: Eukaryota; Fungi; Glomeromycota; Glomeromycetes; Glomerales; Glomeraceae
Source: RefSeq, a predicted model, not a curated record